Cordyceps fumosorosea ARSEF 2679 is the source of this 1365-nucleotide messenger RNA. RefSeq lists its product as hypothetical. NCBI's taxonomy places the organism in Eukaryota, Fungi, Ascomycota, Sordariomycetes, Hypocreales, Cordycipitaceae. The record is from RefSeq and is a predicted model, not a curated record. The coding region runs from base 1 to 1365 and encodes 454 amino acids. The transcript has a single exon.
AUGAGCUCCAAUCGUUCCUCCGCACCGUCAAGCCGACGGACACAGUCCACAAAGGCGACAACUGUUUCCUCGAAAGCCAAGCGAUCGUCUGCCUAUGACAAAGAUUUCGAGCAGAACUUGAUCGACAAUAAUAUCUACCCCGAGGGGUUCGAACACCGUGAUGGGCGCUCAACACCUGAACCCAAUAAUGUGAAUGAGAUUGUUAAGGGCCUGGCCCACCCGCGUGCAUCACUUUCGCCAUCUCAAUUCUCCGCCUCGGCUUUCAAAAGCUUCAGGCUGGCCAACAGCCGUGUGAUUUCUGAAGGCAAGGUCAUGGCCGACAUACUGCCAACGAUACGUGGCAACAGCGAGAUUCCAAACGAGGGGAACCUUCCUUUCGGCAACCUCGAGUCAAUAACCAACGGAACUACAGUAGACGCAGUGCCUGACUGGUACGACGGAUCGUACCCGAAAGAUAUCAAUAGGACGGUCCGACAAGAGCUGUGUAAGACGAUCGUACCCACGAGUCACGGGCAUGCUCCCGCCGCACCAAAUUUCUUCGUGGAAGCCAAAGCACCACGCGGUGGCGCUGACGUGGCGAAGCGGCAGGCGUGCCUCGAUGGGGCCGUCGGGGCUCGUGCUAUGCACAGUCUGCAGAAUUAUGGCGAGGAUGAGCCAGUCUAUGACGGCAAUGCCCGCACAUUUAGCUCUACCUACCAUGCUGGCACCGGCACACUUCAGUUGUACGCCCAUCACGUCACUGGGCCGAGGGCAGGGGAAGAGCCACCGGAAUACCAUAUGACUCAAAUUGACAGCUGGGGAAUGACCGGUAACAUUGACACGUUUAGACGGGGGGCAGCUGCAUUCAGGAAUGCCAGAGACCUUGGUUGCCGACAUCGAGAGACUCUCAUUCAGGCAGCCAACGGUAGGGUUUCGCAAGUGCUAGGGACUCGAGCGGGGAAUACGAACCAGAUUUGCGAAAACACCGCGCUGCAUGAAACUGCGUCUCAAGUCGAAGCGGCGACAUGGCAGGAUUCACACGAUGAGCUUCAACAACACAUUACCAAGUCAUUUGUUGAAGACGACGAAGACAAUGGCGAGGCACCCACCACUCCCGAGCAUCAUUACGCGUCCGACGAGCCAGAGGAGACGGACCGAAACACGGCAGGACCAGGGACGGCUGAUCCAUCGAUGAGCUUCGUGUCGAGUUUCACAAAUUUAAGCACAGAUACCUCGCGACCAAAACGUGCCCGAGAGUCAUUUAGCUCCCCUACACAAGGCCGACGCUCAUCGAAGAGCCGUUCACGAGCUACCGCAAAUCGGCCACCAGUUGUUUCGGCCACAACUACUGCACAACCACCCGAGCCACGUGAUCCAUGUGUGUGA